CAGGAAAAGACAUUUCACAUAACAGAACAGAACACGAUGAACGUCUGACAUGCUGCACAAGUAACGACAACCCUAACUGAAACUAUAUUGUUACACGACUCAGCCAGUACUCUGGUCAUGUGUGAGAGCUUCUUCCGCCAGUCCAUUGACGUCACCUCCGGAACGGCGGGAUCUCCUGGUUGUGUGAACGUCGGGGGAGGACGGGAAGAUGAACGGCGGACAGUGCGCAGGCGCUGAGAGGUUCCAGUACCUGCAGACUCUGGUCACAGAGUUCCAGGAUACGGACAGUAUAGAAGCCAAAGAACAGGUCCUGGCAAACCUAGCAAACUUCUCCUAUGACCCAAAGAACUUCUCUGACCUGCAGAAGCUGCAAGUUCCAGAUUUGUUUCUGGACAUGUUGACUGAAGACAAUGAAAAUCUGGUGGAGUUUGGAAUAGGUGGCAUCUGUAACCUGUGUCUGGACAAAGUCAUGAAGAAUCACAUUUUGUCCUCGGGAGGUCUAAGCCUUAUCAUUAACUGUUUGUCCAGCUGCCGUGAAGAGACUGUUCUUUCUGCCACAACAACACUCAUGUACCUGUGUACAACUGCUUCCAGAGCUGAAAUCAUUACUCCUCCUGUUGUAGAGUGCAUGGUCCGCUUCUCUUUGUCAGACAAUCGUAGGUUUAGCAAUUUGGCCAAAAUCUUUCUGGAGGAUUACUGCACUGAACAGCAAGUGGAACAAGCAAGGUCUCUGAACCAACAUACUGCGCUGGGAAUACCCCUUCCCAAAGACUGACCCUGGGACUGAGUUUUCUUAUAAUGUACAAAUGGUGCAAAACGUUUUAUAUAUUUUAGUGUACAAAGAAAGCAUAAUGUAAAUAAUAAAUUACUUGAAUUUCUUAAGUGACACAUUUUGUUUCACAAAAGACUUCAGCUUUUUAGGGCUUUAUAAUUUAGGCUACAUUGGACUCGCUCAGAAUUAAGGAGGAUCAUGGGAACUGUUCCCAUUUCAAAUGCAGAACUAUUGAAUUGAUAACUACAAACUC
Rana temporaria (common frog) is the source of this 1025-nucleotide messenger RNA. It is a transcript of the gene ARMC7, whose product is annotated as armadillo repeat containing 7. The transcript has 3 exons. Bases 209 to 775 code for a protein of 188 amino acids. The record is from RefSeq and is a predicted model, not a curated record. NCBI's taxonomy places the organism in Eukaryota, Metazoa, Chordata, Amphibia, Anura, Ranidae.